CACAUCAUUUUUUUGUUGAGAAAAUGAGGUGCUGCUGUUGUGCAAAAAUAACAAGCCAAGAACUAUGACGCAUCAAAAUCAUCAGACAAACGGCGCAAGUUUGGAGGAUUGCCAUACAAACUUUUAUGCCUUGACUGACUUGUGUGGAAUAAAAUGGCGCAAGUUCGUUAAUGGCGAACGGCCGAAUGCGUCGAGUGAUCCACUGGCGGAUCCCAUUCUCCGCUCCUACUCGCGAUGCAUGCAGGCGGACAUGCUGUGCGUGUGGCGCCGCGUGCAAUCCACCAAGCAGGACAACACCGAUCCGAAUGCCUUAAACUUUGAGAUUACCACAUCGACAACGGUGCAUCCGCCCCUAUCGCUGGCCGCCGCCAAGGAGCUGUGGAUCUUCUGGUACGGCGAGGAGCCGGAUCUCAGUGAGCUCGUCGAUGCGGAGCUUCUCAAAAUAGCUGCGAAUCAAUCGCUCUGGAAUGGCACCUGGAAGGGUGAGCUGACCUACGAAUGCCGCUCGCUGCUCUUCAAAGCGCUCCACAAUCUAAUGGAAAGAUUUGUGUUAACCAAGGAUAUUGUGCGCUUUGGAAAGUGGUUCGUGCAGCCCUGCACUUCCAGCGAUCGUCUCUUUGGACGCAGUUCGCAACAUUUAUCCUUCUCUUUUACGUUCUUUGUGCAUGGGGACACGGUUUGCGCCUCCAUCGAUCUGCGCGAACAUCCCGCCGUGCGUCCUUUGACCAAGGAGCAUCUGGCCGAGGCAGCUGCCGCCUUUGCCGCCGCCAGUGGCCAACAGGCGGGCGCAACACGUGGCGGCCAGGAUGCAAAUGCGACAACACCUGGCAGCACAUCUCCUCCGCUGCCCGCUGGCUCUCCCCCGCUUCUGCUCGAUGGAGGAGCAGCAGCUGGUGGUGUGGAGAAACCAGCAGCUGCAGCAGCGCAGCCAACGCAGGCGCGCAAAGUGAUGUUGGCGCCGUUUGGCAUUGCGGCAAUACUCACCGGGAACAGUUAUAAGGCGAGUGAUCCAAUGGCCGAGAAGAUACUCGAGGAUUGGGCCUCGUUCUUUCCUCUGUGCAAUAAGGACAACACGGACGUGCCACCAGUUGUCGAGGUCGUUUCGGGUGGUCAUAAGAUGUAUCAUCCGACGAACUAUGUUCUAGUCACAGAUCUGGAUGACAUGGAGCACAUGGAAUUUGCCGAACUGCACAAGGCACAAAAUGGCGGUCAGGUGGCGGUUGGAGCAGCGGGUGAAACAGCUGUGCUGGCAACCCUCUCCUCCUCCUGCUCCUCCUCCGCUUCGUCAGCAGUAGCAGCAGCAGCAGCCGCCGCAGCAACAGCAACGCCAGCGAUAGCAACAGCGACGCCGGUGGCAGCAGCAGCAGCAGGUUCUGCGGUAGCAGCAGCAGCGGCCGUCAAAGAAUCGAUACGGGCAGCGACGCAGGCGGUGAGCGCAUUGGAACGUUUAACGUUUCAGCCCUAUUACGAUCAGCGGCCAACAUCGGGAUUUACAUUCAAUACGAACAAUACUCAUAUACCUGCCACGGCGGCCAUUGAAAUGCCCGAACGAUCCUGGCAGGAUUGCAUUAUGAAUACGCUGCACGUUGACGCAGCAGCAGCAGCAGCAUCGGCGGCAGCGACGGCAGCAGCGACAGCUACGUCAGCAACAGCAGCAGCGACGUCAGCAGCAGAUGAGGAGGACAGUAAGCAAACGGAUUCCAAUCAGCAUGUGCAGCAGCAGAUCCAACAGCAGCAGCAGCAGAAGCAGCGACAAAAGCUUUGGAAUUUUGUGGAUCCUAUGCAGAAGGCGCCCUGCAUAUGCAUCAACGCACAAUGCAGCAGCGGCGUCGGCAGCAAACGCCAGCAGAGUAACAGCAGCAGCAGCAGCGGCAGCACAAGCAGCAACAGCAUUGGUUCGCCAGCGCUGCGUGCUGCGAUCGGCUGCGUCACCAGCAGCAGCAGCAGCACAAGCAGCAGCAAAUCAUCGUUCCAGCUUUACCAACAACAACUACAACAACAACAGUACUCAUCUCAUCAACGGCCUGGCACACCUGCAGCAGCAGGCGGGGCGCAUCAUUCCAGUUCCAGUUUCAGUUAUAGUUCCAGUUCAAGUGUUGGCUGCUUCUCCACUUCUGCAUCCUCUUCCUCCUCCGCCUACUACUCAUCCUCCUCGAAUGCUGCUGCUGGUGGCCUCAAGCGACAUAUUUUGCCGUUCCACAAGCGUUUCAAUACUCAAACAGCGCUAAGACCUAACAACAACAACAACAAUACCACUACUUCCUCUACAACAACAACAACAGACACCAAUAUACCAAAACAAAGACAUCUGGCCACCAACUCCUCCUCGACGACGACGACGGCGGCGGCGACGACGACGACGGGCAGCAGUGGAACACCGUGUCACCAGGUGGGAGCUCCUUCGACGUACGCACGCAACUCGCUCGGCUUGGACUCGGCAGCGGUGCUUGGUGCAUCCUCGGUGGGCUCACCAGCAACACCGGCACCUUCACCACACCCGCAUCCGAAUUCGGCGAACUCGCAACCGACCUCGGUGCCGCCGCCCGCUGACCAACUACUCAAUAUGAGCCCACAUGAUGCGCCCACAUCCGUUUCGAAUCUGCAACAGCCGCCGACGCCGAUUGAUCAUCUGCUGGACAAGAAUACGCCGGCGCCGACGCCAACGGAUCAGCAUGAUAGCAAAAGCAUUACGGCAUCGCCGUAUGUGCAUCAAACGCCCAGCGUUGAGCCACCCACGUAUGCAACGUCGGCAACGGAGCAUGGUGGUGGCACCACACAGCCGGGCAGUGUGCCACAACAACAGCCUGCCACGCCCACACCAGCCACAGCAACAGGCACAGCAACAGGCACAGCAGCAGGAGCAGGAACAACUGCGGCAGCUGCUGCGUCCGCUGCAGUAGGAGGAGGCGGAGGCUCCGCCACGCAAUGUGGCACGAUCAGCGUAAAGAAGCUCGAAAUGCAACAACAAAAUCCGGCAACACCAGCGCAAGUCGCCAGCAUCAUCAAACAGGAGCCAGGUACAGCAGGACGCAGCAUGUUGCAGCAGCAACAACAGCAACAGCAAGCAGUUGGUGCAACUAGCGCUAUGGAGGCCGUCACCAAUCUCUUCAAUCUGUACAAGCCGCCGCAGCUGACGCUGAAGGAUGGCGACAAUGUCUACGACGAGGAGUGGCUCAAGGAGAUUUACGAUUUUAGUUUUCAACAGGACUGGGACGAUCUGCCUGUGAAGCGACCCAAGCUGCAUGAAUCCGCCAAACAGCGAAGACCGCGUUACUCCAAAAACAUCUACGAGGGCCACACCCACUUUAAGCCACUGAUGCCAUCGCCUGGCUCCGUCUAUGGUUCCCUGCUGUCCAUUGACAAUGGAAAUGGCGCCGCCAGCUUAGGUGGAGCAACUGCAGCUGCUGGCGAGGCGGGGGCUGCUGGCGGUGGUGUUGGACUGGUGGGCAUUGCCAGCAAUCCCUUUGCCGCCAACAGCGCCGAUGAGGCAGACAAUGCAAUUGGUGGCGGUGCUGGUGGUGCAGGUGGUGCCUCCUCCUUCUUUCAGGGUUUGGAUAUUAAAACGGAACCCGGUCUGCAUUCACCGUGCAAGGAAUCCAAGUCGACGAGCACCGCCGGCAGUGGCAGUGGCAACAAUCUGUUCACCGCCGAGGGCCUCAAUCCGUCGCUCAACGAUCUGGAGCAGCUGUUCGAGACGAGCUCGAAUGAUGAGUGUAGCAGUGCCCAGAUUCACACACCGCCCGAUUCCAAUAAUCCCUCGAACGGGGGCUGCAGCACCGUCACCAACACCAUCGACGAGCUCAAGCGGAGCACAGCGGUGGCCAGUGCCGUUGUCGCUGCUGUCGUUGCCAGCUCCGGCGCCGGCAGCAUUCAAGCGGAGGAUCUAACCAAAAUGUUUCCAACACCCCCGUCGCACGAGCAGCAACAUCCAAAUUCCAGUCCCUGCCAAACGGAUGUGGUAAUGACAGAUCUGAGCAUCGAUACCACAACGACGACAACAACAGCAGCAGCAACUGUUGGUGCUUUGGGUGUUGUGCUCAAGAUGGUCAAGCAGGAGUACAGUGUGGAGUUGGGCAGCCCGCUGGAGGAGCCCAUCGAUGAUUGGAGCUAUGUGUAUCGGCCGCCGCAACAGGAGAAAUUUGUGGGCUCCUCACGCUAUGCGCCGUUAACGAAUCUGCCCAGCCAGAUGCAGCCACCGCUGCAGAUGCCCGCCAAUUGUUUCUACAAUCCCACCUGGAGUCACAGUCAAAAGUCUCGUGCCGCAACGCUGGCCAAGGCGGCUGCUGCACAGCAGCAACAGCAGCAGCAUCAGAAGCACCAGCAGUUGCAGCAACGCAUCCAACAACAUCAGCAACUCCAACAGCAACAUCAACAGCAGCAGCAACAGCAGCAGCAACAGCAGCAGCAACAACAACAUUCGCAUCAGAAACAUCAACAGCUGCACGAGCUGCUCUCAGCGGGACCAAGGACACCAAUGACGAGUGGCAGCGGCGCAAUGCCUUCGCCGUCGAGUGUGCCACAACCGUUGAGCAGCGGUGGCAGCCAGCUGCUGCUCAAUCAACUGAACUGUCCACAGGCGCCACCUGGUAGCUCUAUGCAACAAUUGAUGCAGCGUACUGGCAUUUCACCGAUACCUUCGCCGGUUCAGGGUGGCGUUGUUGUGCCCUUUCCGCGCAGCAGUCCAAUGCAUCUUGGCACGAUGCGACAGACGCCCACACAUCCGCCGCCACCAUAUCCAUAUGAGCUGGCCGCAGCGAGUCCGGCCACAUCCACAUCGACAACGUCGUCGUACCUCAACAAGCAGUACAAUUCGCCGGGUCAUCCGCCAGGACAUCCGCACACGCCGCAAGGCAUCCAUCACCAUAAUGUGUACAAUCAGAUGCCGGGCGGAGGUGGAGGAGGACCUGGUUCUGGUCUGGCCAUGCCAGGCGGCGAUGGCUCCAAGCUGGCCAUGAUGCAAUAUGGUGCAAGUGGUGCUGGUGGUGCAAACUCAACGGGUUUGGGUCACGUGGCCGCUGCCACUGCAGCAGCAGCUGGUGCAAUUGGACUGCUGCAAGAGUUGCCGGAGGUGAACUCGGUGCUGGUCAACAUACUCCUUUACGAUACGGCGUUGAAUGUGUUCCGGGAUCACAAUUUUGACAGCAGCAGCGUUUGCGUUUGCAAUGCGGAUACUCAAAAGAUUGGCAACAUACGCGGCGCCGACUCUGGCGUCUAUGUGCCACUGCCCGGCAGCAGCUUUAAUCCCUUUCCCACGCAUCGUCUAGCAAUGGCAACAUCCAGUGCGGGCCAAUGGAACAGCAGCACUGGCAGCGGGAAUAUGCGGAUGAUUAGUGCCUUUAGCGUUGGGCAGGACUCACCGUUGUUGGCCGGUGCAGGUGGUGCGGGUGGUGUUGGUGGUGGUCCAUCGUCCGGAGCUGGCUCCGGGCAUCAUCAUCAUCAUCAGCAGCAGCAGCAUCAUCAUCACCAACAACAUCAUCAUCAGCAGCAACAGCAACAUCAUCAGCACUCCUCUCAUCAUCCUGGCCAUGGUCCGAAUGGUGGCUCCAGCUCCUCGUCGUGCACACCGCCCAGCAGUAAUCCGCACAUCACCGGCUAUGUGGAUGAUGAUCCCGUGGAAUGCACUUGUGGCUUCAGCGCCGUCGUCAAUCGUCGCCUUUCGCAUCGUGCCGGCCUCUUCUACGAGGAUGAGCUGGAGAUCACCGGCAUUGUGGAUGAUCCGGCGCGCAAUAAACAACCCACGCUGCUCAGCCUUAUUCAGAGUCUGUGCCGCAAGGGCAGCAGUGGCAACAUUAAGCCCGCUGCUGGCGGUGAAUCCGGUAAAGAACUGGAGAAGCUAACAACGACGAGCGGGACGACUACGACUGGGACGACGACGGGUCAACAGUUGGAGCAACUGGCUCAUGCCAUCUUCGAUCUGUUGCUGGAUCAGUGCUCCAUCAUUCAAACGUCGAGCAGUUCGGUGCAUCGUGCGCUGCAAUCGCAUCGUCGUCGAAUGUCCCGCAAUCGACGACUCUUUGGGAACAGUGGGUUCCCGUGCGCAUCGAUGGCGUCCAUUGCUAAUGUGCUGGAAUUUACGGAUGCGCACGAUGUGAUCAGCCUGGCGCUGGAACAGGCUCGCCUCGCCUUCGAAAGUCAACGCAUGGACAUGAAUAUGCUCGAGUUUGGACAUGGACACGGACACGGGCAUGGCCAAGGGCACCAUCAUGGACAACAGCAUCAGCAGCAGCAACAGCAACAUAAUCUCCACCAGCAACAACAAUUGACGGCAUUCCAAGCGGCGCCUGCUCUGCGCCAGAAGCUGCUCACGUUGGGCAGCAGUCGUCUGACGGUCCACAAGUGGCCAUAUCUUCCAGUGGGUUUCACGCGCAGCAACAAGGAAAUUGUGCGCACCAUGAACGCCAUCCAGCCGAUGCUCCAAAGUGCCUUCCACUGCAAGUCGCGUGGUGGCGCCGCCGGCUCCAAGGAUGCCAGCUCCUACAAUACGGUGAGUGGCCCACUCACCUGGCGACAAUUCCAUCGACUCGCUGGACGCGCCUCGGGCCAGUGUGAACCUCAGCCCAUACCAUCGGUUGUGGUUGGCUAUGAGAAGGAUUGGAUAUCGGUGGCGCCACAUUCCAUCCACUAUUGGGAUAAGUUUCUGCUCGAACCGUAUUCGUAUGCGCGGGAUGUGGUCUAUGUGGUAAUCUGUCCGGAUAAUGAGCAUGUGGCGGCGAGUACGCGUACCUAUUUCCGGGAGCUGAGCAGCACCUACGAGAUGUGCAAACUGGGCAAGCAUACGCCGAUCCGUGGCUGGGACGGUGUGCUUCAGGUGGGCGCCGAACGAGAACGGGAUGCAGUCACUCCACUCGAUGAUUGGUUGCGCACCUUGGAUCAUGCACCACUGGCGGAACAGAUCCGGCGAUAUGCGAUUGCCUUUCUCUAUCAGCUGGCGCCGUAUUUGAGUCGUGUGCCCGGCGACAAGACGCUGCUCAAUCCACCCGAUCCCAGCGGCAGUCACUCGAGUAAAAAUCAAGGAGCGACCGCUGGACAGGCACUACCAACGGGAGCCGUAGCCGCAGAGCAUCACAUUGAGCCGAUUAUCAAGCAGGAACCGGGCACGGAAACAUCGCAGUCAGCAACUUCGCAGGAACAGCCGGAUAGCAAAGCGGAUGUCAAACCGGGUGCAGCUGGUACUGGUGCCGAUACCAAGCCAGCACUUGUCCUGGGAGAUCCACUGGGCAUGGGCGAAACAUUGGAGGACAUUAACCCAUCAGCGAUUGUGCUGUAUGUGGUGAAUCCCUUUACUUUUGCCUCGGACAGCUUUGAGCUGGAACGGCUCGCUUUGAUUGCCCUGCUUCGUUGCUAUGCGGAGCUGCUGAAAGCUGUGCCGGAUUCGGUGCGUGCCCAGAUGAACAUACAGAUUAUCUCAUUGGAAUCUAUUAUGGAGCUGGGACCGUGUGGCAAUCGACGACGCUUCUCGGACGAAAUCAAGUGUCUGGCUCUCAACAUAUUCUCACAGUGUCGCCGGCACCUGGUGCACGCACAGCCCGUGAAGAGUCUAACCGGUUUCGGCACCGCCGCCAACAUGGAAGCCUUCCUCAAGACCAAGGAUGAGCCUAAUCGGCGGGCCUACAAAAUGUACACAGCUCCCUUUGUGCUGGCGCCGAUGCACGAGCGCAACGACAAGACGGAUUUCUCGCGUGCCGCGGGCAGCAUGCAUGGCCAGAACGAGACACGUUACUCGGUGAUGUAUUGCAAUUAUUGCCUGAGCGAGGAUCAGUCGUGGUUGCUGGCCACCGCCACCGAUGAGCGGGGCGAGCUGCUCGAGAAGGUCUGCAUUAAUAUCGAUGUGCCGAAUCGGGCGCGACGACGCAAGGCACCCGCUCGCUAUGUGGCGCUGCGCAAGCUGAUGGACUUUGUCAUGGGUCUCAUUUCGCAGACGUCGCAAAUGUGGCGACUGGUCAUUGGACGGAUUGGUCGCAUUGGCCACAGUGAACUGAAGUCGUGGAGCUAUUUGCUGAGCAAGCAGCAGCUGCAGAAGGCCUCCAAGCAGUUCAAGGACAUGUGCAAACAGUGCACCCUCAUGUAUCCGCCGACCAUACUCAGUGCCUGCCUGGUCACCCUCGAGCCGGAUGCCAAGCUUCGAGUGAUGCCCGAUCAGUUUACGCCGGAUGAGCGCUUCUCGCAGAUCUCUAUGCAGAAUCCAUUGUCAACGCCACAAGAUGUGACAUGCACACACAUACUCGUCUUUCCCACCAGUGCCGUCUGUGCGUCCUUUACACGCCAGUUCCAAAACGAGCCGCAGGUGGAUGAUGACUUCAUCUUUGGCGAGGAGGAGGGCAACGAGGACUUCAGCGAUGCGGACAUUGGCGAUCUCUUCUGGGACUCUGCUCACAUGGAACCCUCGCCGACUCAUGGCAGCCCUGGCCGUUUGGAGGACAAUCGCAGUUGGCAAAGUGCCGGCGGCAACAAUUUUAAAUGCACGCCACCGCAGGAAGUGGAAGAGGUGGGCUCACUCAAUCAGCAGCCCAUAUCGGUGGGUUAUAUGGUCUCCACAGCGCCAACGGGCCGGAUGCCGGCAUGGUUCUGGUCCGCCUGUCCGCACUUGGAGGAUGUGUGUCCCGUCUUCCUGAAGACCGCCCUGCAUUUGCAUGUACCGAAUAUACAGAUAGCCGACGAUAUACUCAACUCGACCAAUGCCCAUCAGUCGGCCAACGAUCAUCCGCUGGACUCGACGCUAACAGCCGAUGUCCUGCGAUUCGUGCUCGAGGGAUAUAAUGCAUUAUCAUGGCUGGCCCUCGACUCCAAUACGCACGAUCGGCUCUCCUGUCUGCCCAUCAACGUGCAGACCCUCAUGGAUCUGUACUAUCUGACAGCGGCUAUAGCAUAAACAGUUAGCAGUCUCGUUAUCCAUCACCAUCAAUCAACUCGAAGAAAAUGAAUCAACUUAACAGCAGCAGGAACACUACCAGUAACAGUAACAUAAACAUUAACAUUUACAUUUACAUUACAUCUCUCGUUAACAGCAAUAGUAAAAGUAAACAAGUUACAGUAAAAGUGAUGCAUGCUUUCUUUUGCUGUGUACUCUCUCAUAAAAUAGCGUAGGAUUUCCACACAAGUGCUAUACCAAAUGAAACUCAGAACAACAACAAAACAAAAACAAAAUACACACUUAACUGAAUGCAACACCAAGCAACUAACAAAAUCAGCAAUGCAACAACUUAAGUUAACAGUCCAAAAAAGAAAGAAAGAACUAAGUAACAGAAACAACAACAACAGAAACAUUGUUAACAUAAUGUUAACAUGUUGUAACAUGUCUAAAAACAACGCACAGUUAGUGUUAACCGUGUAGCCUUGUAAUAACAGCAACAGCCUUACAGCCUUAACAGAGUGCGAACAUGAUGAAAAAGAAGAUGAAGAUGAAGAUGAAGAUAAAGAUAUAGAUGCAGAUGAUGAUGAGCAAGCGAUGAGUAAUGAGCGAUGACCGAUAACCGUUAACCGAUUAAGCUGAUUAACCGGAAGGAGAUCGAUAGCGAUAUACUGAUUACCGAUAAGAAGUCUUGAGUAGCAAACAGCAUUACUAUUUAUUAAUUGAGAAUUGUAUAGUGCAAGAAUUGUUUUAUAGGCUGGCGUUCGUUUUAGUGUUUAAUAUUUAUACAUAUACAAAAAGGAAAAACAAAAACAAAACAAAAGAAAAAACAAACCACACAUAGGGGCAUAUUUAUAUAUAUUAUAUACAUAGAUCAUAUACAAUACGCAAGAUUUCAAAAACAAAAACAUAUUUAGUUUGUAAGUAAAAAAAGUUUGUACAUAUUUACAACCAAUUUGCCGUAAGCAGUAAGAACAACAACAACAAUAAUUCUAACAAAAAUACAACAAGCGAAACGUAUAAUUAUACAAUUAACAAAUGAGUAGCUCACAAACAGCAGCAACAACAAAAAAAAAAACAAAAACAAAAAA
Drosophila grimshawi is the source of this 9939-nucleotide messenger RNA. It is a transcript of the gene skd, whose product is annotated as mediator of RNA polymerase II transcription subunit 13. NCBI's taxonomy places the organism in Eukaryota, Metazoa, Arthropoda, Insecta, Diptera, Drosophilidae. Gene Ontology annotation, cellular component: mediator complex. The record is from RefSeq and is a predicted model, not a curated record. Gene Ontology annotation, molecular function: transcription coregulator activity. Gene Ontology annotation, biological process: regulation of transcription by RNA polymerase II. The transcript is spliced from 13 exons. The coding region runs from base 65 to 8869 and encodes 2934 amino acids.